Molecule: messenger RNA, 828 nt
Organism: Plasmodium relictum
Lineage: Eukaryota; Apicomplexa; Aconoidasida; Haemosporida; Plasmodiidae
Product: conserved Plasmodium protein, unknown function
Exons: 4
Coding region: 1-828 (275 amino acids)
Source: RefSeq, a predicted model, not a curated record
AUGAAAUUAUAUUUAAUAAUAUUGAAUUACAUAAUUUUUGAUUUUUCAAAAUGUGAUCAAAGAGAGAAAAUAUCUCAUAAUGAAGUUGUAGAAGGAAUAGGUGUUUCUGAACAAGCUUUAAAGAAACUACAAGAAUUAAAAAAAAUAGAAUUAGAUCUUUUAAUUGAUAUUGCUGAUAAAGAUAUUCAUCAUAAUGAUAUAUAUUCAAAAUAUCAUUGUAUAUCAAGUGAUUUUAUUUCAUUUAGCAAAAAUUAUGAAAUGAAUUCUGAAAAUAACAAUAAUGAACAAAAUAGAGAGAGUGAAUCCAUUUCUAAAGUUCAAAGUGAGAAAUCAACAAGUUUUUUUAAUAAAGUAUCUUCAUUUUUGGGAAUUUUUGAUUACAACAAUAAAAAUAAAAUUCCUUCAAAUAAAAUUGAUGUGGAAAAGUAUAAGAAAAAGGAGAAACGAAAUGAUAAUAUAUAUAAAGAAGAAAACAAUGUAAUCAUUCAAAAAAAAUCUAAUUCAUAUAUGCAGUUGAAUGGAUUUAAUUUAGCAGGAGUAGUUCCGCUUUUCGGAAGCAAAGAUUCUCCAAAGGAAAAUGUGCAAAUUGGAAACUUUGGAUCUUUUUUUUUUAUUUUUGGAAAAAGUAAUACAGAUUAUCCUUGGGCUUGUGCAUGUGAUCCUAGACAACUAAAAGAAUAUAAAGAAAAAAAAAGAAAUUUUGUUCUAUGUAAUAACGAAAUAGAUAUGUCUAUACAAAACUCUGAUUUAAUAUGCAAUUUUAACAAUUCUUUUAAUUUUUAUUUAUCUUAUAUUCUUAUUUUUCUUAUUAUACUUAUAUAUAUCUAA